This is a messenger RNA of Phlebotomus papatasi, 2470 nucleotides long. Its product is annotated as RING finger and SPRY domain-containing protein 1-like. Lineage: Eukaryota; Metazoa; Arthropoda; Insecta; Diptera; Psychodidae. The transcript has 3 exons. The record is from RefSeq and is a predicted model, not a curated record. Bases 389 to 1942 code for a protein of 517 amino acids. Gene Ontology annotation, molecular function: protein binding; ubiquitin-protein transferase activity. Gene Ontology annotation, cellular component: cytoplasm.
ACACUGUUCGACUGACAAAUAAUAAGAAGAAGACUGUGUGGUGAAAUUCACGAAGGGGAAAAGUGGUGAAUUUAGUGACAAUUCAACUGUCAAUUCUCAUCGCGAAAAUUUUUCAAGUGGCCAGCAAAAAAAGUGAAAAUUCCUCCGGAAAACCUUGAGAAAAAUUCCUCCAGAUACCCAUGAUAGGUCAUCCAACGUCCCAGCUGUCCGGACACAUCAAAAAACCCCAAGUCAGUGCCCCAAGAGAGCCCCAAUUUGGGCAACAAUGUGUCGUGGGGGUUUGAUGUCGAAAAAAGUGUGAAAAAGUUGCUCCCAAUUCUCGCGUGUUUUUGUGCCGUGAAAGCCCCACAUUUUCCAAGAGAAACACCGAGUGCGGUGGCCACGAGAGAUGGGCGUAUGCCUGUGCAAGGAUAAAAACAGUGAGGCACACGAAGAGUCCGUGGACACCAGCGAUGUUGCCGUCGAUGGAAGGACCUGCCACAAACAUUCUCUCUCAGAAACUGUGGAUCGUCUCAUCCGGGAGACCCUGGAUGUCAUCAGAGAAAUUGUCGAGAAUGAGCCCGAGCCUCCGGCAUCGAUGAUGCAACUGCACGAUAUCACCGAACGACCUUCGGGAUGGUUGCAAUUGGUCAAGAGUCUGAUAAAUGUGGUGCCCCUUGAGCAUCCCAUGGGACCAAAUGUCAUCCUGCUGCUGCUGGAUGACAGUCCCUUGCCCACGAAGGAGUCUAUGCUCCAGACAGCCGAGAUGAUUCCCCAAUUUUCACAUGGGAAGACAUUUGCUCGGCGAAAUAGGAAUUUCUGUGUUAUUUUGGGAUGUCUGGCUGAUAGAUUGGCCGGACCCAAUAGUGUGUCCAUUCUCUCAGAUAAUAUUCUCAAGUAUUUGCUGGGGAAUCUGGAGGAGGGUACAAAUCCCGAUGUCAUGCUCUUUUCGCUGAUAGCUCUGGAGAAACUCGCCCAGACGAGUGAGAAUAAGGCAACGAUUAAGCAUAGUUUGAAAUUAUUGGGAAAUAAUCCGUUGAUGAUGCUGGAGAAACAUGUCAAUUCCACGGAUUUCCUCAUGCGUCAGGUGGGCUUCUGUGCCAGAUGGUGCCUGGACAAUUAUUUUACCCUGGACACAAGACUCUAUUCUUACGAAACUGUUGACCUGGCACAGGUGAAUGUCAUGCUGAACACAAAGGAUGUCAGUGAGUAUCUCAAGAUUUCACCGGAUGGCCUAGAAGCCCGUUGCGAUGCUUACUCUUUUGAGAGUGUCCGGUGUACUUUUCAAGUGCACGCAGGCUGUUGGUACUACGAAGUGACCAUCAUUACGCCUGGAGUCAUGCAAAUUGGCUGGGCCACGAAGGAAUCCAAAUUCCUGAGUCGAGAAGGUUAUGGGAUUGGCGAUGAUCCCCGUUCGAUGGCAUUCGAUGGAUGUAGGCAAUUGAUCUGGUACAAUGCCCAGUCAAUUCCUCAUGAAUUCCCCCGGUGGAAGGCUGGUUCGAUACUGGGAUGCCUUCUGGAUCUGGACAAUCAGGAGAUUGUCUUCAGUUUGGAUGGGGUUGAGAGUAAGGUGUUCAAGCAGGUGUUUAGGAGUGUCAAGGAGGGCUUCUUUGCAGCAGCCUCAUUUAUGUCCUUCCAACAGUGCCGAUUCAAUUUUGGCGCCACGCCAUUCCGGUAUCCGCCCAAAAGGCGUUCCGGCGUCAAGAAUUUCAAUGAUUUCGCCCAACUCAGUCCACACGACAAGAUUGUUCUUCCGCGGCACAUCUUCCUGGACCAACUGAGGCGGCUCAGUGUCAAAGAGGACUCGUGCUCUCUGUGCGUGGACGAAAAGGCCACCAUGCAGAUUGAACCGUGCAAACACAGGGGAUUCUGCUCGAAAUGCGUCACUCAAUUGCGAUACUGUCCAAUGUGCAGAGGUGAAAUACUCGAUACAAUUCAAGAGACAUCUUCAGAAGGUGCUUAGCAGUGGAAGAGGUUCUAGCCAAGGAAUUCACCUUGGAUGGAAAAGUCCUUUUCUCUGCGGUGUCUUAAAAAGAGUGGAAAAAAGCCGACAGAAUGUGCGGAAAAAAUGUAAAUAGAUUUUCUCUUUGCGUUAUUUUUUCUCUUUUUUUUACUUUUUUUUUAAAGUAUAUUCUUGGUCUAAGUGAAUUAACACGAAGGUUGAAGUUUAGAAGGGGAUAGAGGGAUAUACAGAGUUAAUUAAUUAUGGAAUAAUUUGGGAUGUAAUGGGAGGGGAGAAUUUUUAAUGAUUAAAGUAAAAAUGAAAUUGAAAUGAAACCAAAAUUAACAACGUUGAUUUAAGAAGAUAAAUAAGAUAAGAAAAUCAGGCGUUUUUUUUCUUUUUCUAGGUAGGAAUAUUUAAAUAUUUUUCUGUUUUUUUUUUCAAGUAUUUUUUUUUUGGUAUACACAACGCUUUAUGUAUUAUAAACACUCGUAAAUGUAUAUUUAUAAAAAAAAUUAAAGAAAAAGAAUUUCUAAUGGAGCAAAAAAA